AUGGUUCAAGCGCCGAUGCUGUCCUGCCCGCUUAAGCAGACCAACGAGAUCGACUGGGUUACACCGUUGAAGAACUACAUCGCAAACAAUUAUGGUGAUGAUCCGGAGAAGUACUCGGAAGAGACCCAAACGUUGCAACGUCUUAGACAGGACAUGCGAGGUGCCAGCAGCGAUUCUGCUUCCGGACGGGACCUGUUGUACAGAUAUUAUGGGCAGCUCGAGCUGUUGGAUCUGAGGUUUCCGGUCGAUGAGCAGCAUAUCAAGAUCAGUUUUACUUGGUAUGAUGCCUUUAGAGGCACACCGACCUCCCAGCACUCUCUAGCAUUCGAGAAAGCGUCCGUCAUCUUCAACAUAUCCGCCGUGCUCUCUUGCCAUGCAGCUGCGCAAAACCGUGCCGAGGACAAAGACCUCAAGACCGCCUACCACUCCUUCCAAGCAUCCGCCGGAAUGUUCACGUACAUCAAUGAGAACUUCCUUCACGCCCCGUCCAUCGACUUGAGCCGUGAUACCGUCAAAGCCCUGAUCAACAUCAUGCUGGGCCAGGCGCAGGAAGUAUUUCUCGAGAAACAGAUCCGCGAUGGCAAAAAGCCGGCACUGUUGGCGAAACUCGCCGCCCAGGCACAAUUUCUAUUCAGCCAGGCCAGAGAGGGGCUCGAGUCCGACCAUGCCCGUGGUGUGUUUGAAUCUUCGUGGUUAAAACUGAUUCAAAUCAAGACAUUUCACAUGGCUUCUCUUGCAGAAUAUUAUCAAGCUUUGACCGAGGACGAGACCAAUCUUCAGGGCUCUGCCAUUGCUCGCUUGCAGUCGGCAGAAAAGUCCAGCAAGCAGGCGUACUCUUAUGCAAAGUCCUUCCCCUCCUAUCCCUCGCCGGAGUCGCGAUUGGGUUCGGAUACUGCUUCAAGCUUGCAAGCCAUUACACGAAGGCAAAUGGAGACUGUGCAGGAGAAGCUGAGCACGUUAGUCAAAGACAACGACUUCAUCUACCACCAAACCAUCCCAGCAGAGUCUUCAUUACCUCCUGUCACGAAGCUGCCCGCUGCUAAACCCAUCCCUCUUUCCGAUCUCUAUCAAGGGCAAGACAUUCAGAGGAUUAUUGGACCCGACAUCUUCCAGAAAAUUGUACCAAUAUCAGUGACCGAGUCGGCAAGCAUGUACGACGAGGAAAAGGCUAAACUGAUCCGAUCAGAAGCUGAAAAGGUGGAACAGGCCAAUGGUGAAAUGGCAGCCAGUCUGGACUAUUUGAAACUCCCCCACAGUCUUAACGUGUUGAAAGGCGGGCUGGAUCAAGAAGCAGGUGUGGACCAAGACUUCAUGCGGUGGUGUCAGGAGAUCGCAAACCACCAACCAUUCAACUCUGCUUUCGAGCAGCUUCAAAAGGACAAGCAGGCUGUUUUGGACAGUCUGGCCAAAAGCACAAAACAACUCGACAUGGAAGAAAGUGUCUGCGAAAAGAUGAGGUCCAAGUACGGCGCGGAUUGGACCCAGCAACCAAGUUCCCGCUUAACGUCAACGUUAAGAGCCGACAUCAAAAGCUACCGCGAUACUGUGGACGAAGCAGCCACGAGUGAUUCACAACUGCUCGCCACGGCACGGCAAUACGAAGCCGAUUUCGAAGAGAUGAGGAAAGCUGCCGAACAAGGCGAGACUGAUGUUUUGUGGCAGCGAGCCAUGAUAAAUGCUCGCUCGGGCUCCAAAUCAACAAAAAGUGCCGAAGAAGGCUCACUCCUGGACGAGGACUAUGGUGAAGGUGGACUGUCGGUUGCGGACCAGAUUGCAAAGGUUGAGGAUCUACUACGGAAACUAAACCUUGUCAAACGUGAGCGUAUGCAAGUCUUGAAGGAUCUCAAAGAGAAAGUCCACACAGACGACAUAUCGAAUGUUCUCAUCCUGAACAAGAAGGCGAUCGCCAACCAAGAAACCCAAUUGUUCCAAGCAGAAUUGGAGAAGUUCCGUUCGCACCAGAAUCGCCUCAUCUCGACGGUCCACAAACAGUCUUCUUUACUGAAGGAAUUAACAAAGACUUACGGCGAUCUCCUGCAGGACAAACGAGUCCGUGCAGACCAGCAAAAAUAUGAUGCCUUGCAGCGGAGCAAAAACAGUGUUCUAAGCAAAUAUCGGCGGAUUUUCAAUGCUCACGAAGAUUUGAUACAAGGCCUCAUGCGAGCCCAGGCCUUCUACAAUGAGAUGCGGGAAAGCGUCGACAGUCUCGAGAAGAACGUGGAUUCGUUUGUGAGCAACCGCAGAGCUGAAGGUGCACAGCUCCUCCAUCAGAUUGAGCAGACUAAGAAUAGCUCUGCCGAUGGCCAGGCUGCUGCGGAGCAGAAACGGAUGCAGGAGUUAAUGAACAGGUUAUCAAUGGAGCCAAAGUCGGCGUCUCCCUCACAGACCGAAGGUCCCAGCCUUCCGCCCCAUCCACCAUCUAUCAACGCGGGCAGGUCUCCCGUACCUCCGUCUCCAUCAUAUCCUACCGCGAACCCUGAUCCACGGUUCACCAUUCCACCCCGUCACUCACCGGCGCCGGUUAUACCUAAUGGGUACUCAAACCAGCUCAAGCCACCUUCACAACAACCCGCAAAUCCUUCCCCGGUAGAACCUCAGCAUGCGUUCGCCCAGGGGGCAGCCGCCCCCAUAUCCACAGGCUACAAUCCCAUGCUUUACCCAGAGAGGUCUACAGCAUCUCCUAUGCAAGCUGGCGGCCAGCAGCACUACCCCUUUUCGCCUGUGACAUCUCCGCCUGGGAUGAUGAAUGCAUACUUCCAGCAACAAGCUCCAGCCCAGUCGCAGACCCCAGUGCAGCCGAUGAAUUUUUCCUCGCCAACCCAAUACACCCAACCUCAGUACGGGUUCCCACAGCCAGGGGGUUCGUCGGCCUACCCUGCACCUUCACCACAUCCACAACUCCCUCAGUCACAACCUGUUUACCCAGGUUAUCAACCAUCGCCCUACAACAUGCCACAGAACUACAUUCCUCCUCCACCGCCUCCCGGCCCGCCUGGUGGGGGUUCUACGACACAAUAUCCCCCCAAUCCAUCAGGAGUCUGGCCCAGCGGUCCAGGAGGGUAUGCAAGUUAUACCCAACCCAGCCGGCAGGCCCAUCAACCACAGAAUCAGCCGGCACCGCAGCAGCCGCAAGGGCAGGGACAGGUGCAAGGGCAGCAGGAGCAAGAUCCUUGGGCAGGACUAAGUGCUUGGAAGUGA
Exophiala dermatitidis NIH/UT8656 is the source of this 3198-nucleotide messenger RNA. RefSeq names its product protein-tyrosine phosphatase. Gene Ontology annotation, biological process: protein transport to vacuole involved in ubiquitin-dependent protein catabolic process via the multivesicular body sorting pathway. The record is from RefSeq and is a predicted model, not a curated record. The transcript has 2 exons. NCBI's taxonomy places the organism in Eukaryota, Fungi, Ascomycota, Eurotiomycetes, Chaetothyriales, Herpotrichiellaceae. The coding region runs from base 1 to 3198 and encodes 1065 amino acids. Gene Ontology annotation, cellular component: endosome. Gene Ontology annotation, molecular function: protein binding.